GUGCGGCGGGCACCGGAAGUGGGGUCGGGCGCCGCUGAGCGAGGCUCCGCAGCCGCUCCCAUGGCGACCCGUGCGCUGCAGGAGUGGGCCCGGCGGCAGGCCGAAGGCUACCCCGGGGUGGAGGUGAAGAAUAUGAGCUCCAGCUUCAGGGACGGGCUCGCCUUCUGCGCCAUCAUACACCGCCACCGGCCUGACCUCAUAGAAUUUGACUCGCUCUGUAAAGAAAAUGUCUAUGAGAAUAAUCGCUUGGCGUUUGAAGUGGCAGAGCAGGAGCUGGGAAUCCCCGCGCUGUUGGACGCAGAGGAUAUGGUGGCGAUGCGCGUUCCUGAUCGGCUCAGCAUCCUGACCUAUGUAUCUCAGCUCUACAACUACUUCACUAACCAGAACCACGCUGGUGUUACCCCCUCCAUGAAGAGACCAGCUGGAUUAUCACCAUCAGAGCCGUCAGUUAAGAAAGUGCUCACUGUGAACAAACAAGUCCUCUCACCGCAUAGUGAGUUCCCGGUGGCAACUGAGGAGAGGUCCAAGAGGAACACCCUGAGCAGCACAUGUGCAAUUUGCAGCAAGCACGUUCACUUGGUGCAGAGAUACCUGGUGGAUGGGAAACUUUACCACCGCAACUGCUUCAGGUGCAAAGAGUGUUCCAGCACUCUGCUCCCUGGAGCCUACAAGGCAGGUGCACAUUCGGGCACCUUUGUGUGUACGCACCAUCGAGGACGGGUUCCUGGACAGCCGCAGCGUUCUCUGUCUGGACACAGCCUGCAGUUGUACCGAGGGUCACUGCCAGCCCAGCCUCUCCCGUCAGCUAGCCCACGGAUACUGCACCAUGCACAGGUACCCACAGGAGCAUCAGAAGGCUACAAUCGCGGCCCAUUGCCGGCGACAGAGUUAAAUGCAGAGGAAAGUGGCGAGAAGUCGUACAGUGCAGGAAGCAAUCAACCACCCUCAGUGCCUUUUAAAAGCUAUCAUUUUGCUACCGACAGAGUCUCGGAGCUUUCCAACAGCAUUGACAUCCAUGAAAUAUCAAAACCUGAGGUGGAACCUCCUAUUCAGGAGGAAACACAAAGGCCGACGGACCAUAAUGUCCACGAUGAUCAAACUGAGAAUGGCUUAAUUAAGCAGCUGGAGCCAGGGACACCCUCUGACCAGCUCACUGUCCAGAAUGAGCAGCAGCAGCAGCAAGCAGUGGUCAUGGAGACUGACAUCAUCGCACCUGGACCCAACACCUCAGAGUCUCCAGCCACUAGCAGCGGCCAAACCCCAGACACUAAUCAGACUGCAGUGAACAAAGAAGAUUUGGAAGAGAAGCUGAAAACACUCCCAGUUCCUAUUCCAAGAAAAACAUCCCCCAUGGCAACACCACGUCCUGUACCUCGAACACGGGUCGUCUUUGGCAGUGGAACUAAUGAAGCAUCUGUCCCGAGAUCGGAGAGCAGUGCACUAGCAAAUGGAGGCGUGACUGAGCAAACUACACCAGUGCCAAAACCCCGGGAUCGGCCACAAGCCCCGACAGAACGCAGCACGCCCGAGUCCAGCAGGAAAGGCGACGCCAAGCCUAAAGACCCGCCGUGGCUUUUGCUGGUAAACUCUGAGCCCAAGAGGAGGCCUGCUCCGCCCCGGCCUGGAAGGCGGCCUAGCCCCGGCGACACCCAGCGGGAGACGGACGAGAGCCGCUCCCUGAACCCCUUCGAAGUGGACGAUGAGGAAACGGGCGACGUGUCUGAGAAACUGACUGAUACCGCUCCCAAACCGACCCACCCGUGGUACGGUAUUCAGCCAGCUGGCAGCCCGAAGAUCAGGAAGCGGCCAGCACCCCCUGCACCAAAUGCAUCGCCCUCAGCCCAGCGCUCAGUCUUCUCCGCAACCCCUUCCCCUUCCCUCAGCAUGGAAAGCAUUCCCGGGAGCUCCGCAAGGUCUACUCCAGAACUACGCAGGAGGUUUGAAGACAGCCCUGGCAAGGGCCCAGAGGGUGAGGGUCCAGAGGUGACCAGUGAAGAUCCAGAGGUGACGAGUGAGAGCCCAGCAGUGGCUAGUGGGAGCCCGGAAUUGGCCAGCACAAGUCCAGCGGACAAGACUCCGGAGACCUCCAGCGAAACUCCAACGGUGGCCGGCGAGAUCCCAGAGGCGGCUGGUGAGUGGCCAGCAGUGACCGGCACAAGCCUGGAGGUGGCACGAGGAAGCCCAGGGGUGGCUAGUGGGAGUCCAGCAACCAAAGAGUCCAACGCAACAUCUACUGAAGGACCAGCACCACCAGUCUAUCACCGGCCUCCCCCUAAACCUCCGGCUUCCCCACGUCACCCAUCUCCAGAAUCGAACAGAUUAAAAGCUGCCAGCUCUGACCAGCCAAAGUCGUCUUGCAAAGAAAAUCCAUUUGACAGAAAAUCCUCUCCGGCCGGAGGUCCGGUCCCACUCAGACCACGGAGAGGGCCGAAGCCAGCUCGUCCGCCAGCCCCCGGUCACGGCUUCCCACUCAUCAAACGCAAGGUGCACGCAGACCAGUACAUUCCUGAGGAGAGUAUCCAAGGGCAGCUGGAAAACCUGGAGCAGCAGCUGGAUGAGCUGGAAUUCCGCGGGGUGGCUCUGGAGGAGAAACUCCGCAACUGUGAAAACGAUGACGACGAGGAUGAUCUUCUGGUCGACUGGUUCAAACUGAUCCAUGAGAAGCACUUGCUGGUUCGCCGUGAGUCCGAACUGGUCUAUACCUUUAAGCAGCAAAAUCUGGAGGAGCGGCAGGCCGACGUGGAGUAUGAACUGCGCUGUCUUCUUAACAAACCAGAGAAAGACUGGACAGACGAGGAUCGGGGCCGGGACGCAGAGCUGAUGCAGGAGUUGAUCACGGUCAUUGAACAAAGAAACGCCAUCAUCAACAGCUUGGAUGAAGACAGACAGCGAGAGGAAGAGGAAGAUAAGUUGCUGGAGACAAUGAUUAAAAACAAAGAUUUCCACAAGGAACCAAGCAGCGACGUGAAGAAAAAGGCAAAGUUCAAACCGAAGAAGAUGCUGAAGUUUCUCAGCAACAAACCCGAGGGGAAGUCUAAAACUGGCAAGGAGAAGAACUUGUGAUGAGGGAGAGGUGCGGUGAAUGGAGAGCUGCAGGGUAGCCCUGCCCGGGCCGAGCCGACUGACCUUGCACAGUUGAUUGUGUCGGGAGCUGUACCACACAGCGUCUGGUGACUGAUUCAUAGAAGUCUCAUCCUUCAUGUGCUGGCCGAGGCUGCUUACUAUUUAUGGACGAAAGACACAAAAUGCCGGAGUAACUC
This is a messenger RNA of Leucoraja erinaceus (little skate), 3260 nucleotides long. It is a transcript of the gene micall1a, whose product is annotated as MICAL-like 1a. The coding region runs from base 61 to 3063 and encodes 1000 amino acids. The record is from RefSeq and is a predicted model, not a curated record. The transcript has 16 exons. Gene Ontology annotation, molecular function: protein binding. NCBI's taxonomy places the organism in Eukaryota, Metazoa, Chordata, Chondrichthyes, Rajiformes, Rajidae.